This is a messenger RNA of Coturnix japonica (Japanese quail), 2668 nucleotides long. It is a transcript of the gene AGXT2, whose product is annotated as alanine--glyoxylate aminotransferase 2. Gene Ontology annotation, biological process: glyoxylate catabolic process. The record is from RefSeq and is a predicted model, not a curated record. NCBI's taxonomy places the organism in Eukaryota, Metazoa, Chordata, Aves, Galliformes, Phasianidae. Gene Ontology annotation, cellular component: mitochondrion. Gene Ontology annotation, molecular function: L-alanine:glyoxylate transaminase activity; pyridoxal phosphate binding.
CCAGCCUGAAGUCAGUGACACCCCGGUGGCCUUCAGCCUGGAGCACCGAGAGGCGGAGCGAGGGCAGCGGCCCCUGAGGCGGCUGUGGCGGCGGGCAUGGCGGGCGGGCGGCUCGGCGGCGUUGUCUUUAGGCAGCAGAAAUGGAAAAGCUCUAUGUCCAUGAGGGCAAAAAUGCCUCCUUGCGACUUUGUACCUGAAAAAUACCAAUCAUAUCCAUAUGAACGUAUGCUGAAGAUUCGUGAACAAAAUAUCGCUCCUUCACUGCGAAUGUAUUACAAGAAGCCUUUGUUGCUGCAUCAAGGACAUAUGCAGUGGCUGUUUGAUUAUAAAGGACAAAGAUAUCUUGAUCUCUUUGCUGGAAUUGUUACUGUCAGCGUUGGUCACUGUCAUCCGAAGGUAACUAUGGCUGCCCAGAAACAACUUGCUCGCCUUUGGCAUACCACUAAUAUUUACAUGCAUCCAUCUAUCCAUGAAUAUGCUGAGAAGCUAACUUCAUUUCUUCCUGAUCCACUUAAGGUGGUUUAUCUAACCAACAGUGGAUCAGAAGCCAAUGAUUUGGCCAUGUUCAUGGCAAGAUUAUAUACUCGGAACUUUGAUGUCAUCUGUUUCAGAGGAGCAUACCACGGAGGCAGCCCUUAUGCUCUGGGAUUGACGUCUAUCGGUUCUUAUAAACAUGGUGUUGCCAAUGGCAUUGGCUGCUCAACAACAAUGUUGCCAGAUGUUUUUCGUGGUCCAUGGGGAGGCAGCAAUUGCAGAGAUUCACCAGUGCAAACUGUUCGAAAAUGCAAUUGUGCUGAAGGUGUAUGUCAUGCAAAUGAGCAGUACAUUGAACAGUUCAAAGAUACUCUGAACACUUCGGUGCCAAAGACAAUAGCUGGAUUUAUUGCAGAAGCAAUUCAAGGCAUUAAUGGAGCUGUUCAGUACCCAAAAGGUUUCUUAAAGGAAGCUUAUCGGCUAGUACGGGAAAGAGGAGGUGUUUGUAUUUCAGAUGAAGUACAGACGGGAUUUGGACGGACAGGCAGCCAUUUCUGGGGAUUUCAAACGCAUGAUGUAGUCCCUGACAUAAUUACUUUAGCAAAAGGAAUUGGUAAUGGCUUUCCAAUGGCAGCUGUUGUUACAACAAAAGAAAUAGCAAAUUCGUUGGCUCAAAACCUUCACUUUAAUACCUUUGGAGGAAAUCCUGUGGCCUGCGUCGUGGGAUCUGCGGUUCUUGAUGCUAUUGAAGAAGAUGGUCUUCAAAAAAACAGCAAGGAUGUGGGAACAUACAUGUUACUAGAGCUUGCUAAACUACGGGAUAAAUUUGAGAUUGUUGGAGAUGUCCGUGGCAAGGGACUCAUGAUUGGGAUAGAAAUGGUGACAGAUAAGGCCAGUCGCCACCCUCUUCCACCUGAAGAAAUCAAUCAGAUCUGGGAGGACUGUAAAGACAUGGGUGUUUUGAUCGGCAGAGGAGGACUCUACAAUCAGACAUUUAGAAUUAAACCUCCUAUGUGCAUUACUAAAAAGGAUGUUGACUUUGCUGUUGAAGUACUUCAUACUGCAUUAGAGAGACACGUGGAAAGAGCAGCUGCAAACUAGACUUGUUUUUUUGUGAGAUGCACAUCAGACCUGACCCUUGCUGUCUAAGGAGAGCACUGUCUGAAGAUGAAACACUUGUCAGCAUCACAAGGCUACUGUUACAGAGCCAGACUUAAAAGAAUGCUCUCUAACCCAUUUUAUCAAAAUACAGGUUAGUAUUUCAGUUGCCCUCAACAAGGCAGCAGGCAAUGCUAACAGCUGGGAAUGGUCAAGGCACAAUGGUUUAUUUCUGUUGCUCCUUGUUCCUUACUCUUCCACUGAUGCUUUUCUCUCACUGGUUUUCUAUGCUCCAGCAGUUCUCUAGCAGGCUGCAGUCCCCUUGGGUGCGGUUAUAGGAGGUUAUUUGUUUGUUCCAGCCUUGUUCCUGUAUCUUCUUUGUUGCCAUUUCUUACCUACAUUUUCAACACAGGCAAUACAAAGUCCUGCUUGACCUAACAUUGGUGUGUGGUAGGACUGCUGCAAAGCCAGCUGUGACCAAUACAGGGUAGUCCCUCACCCCUUCCUCAGUGGUCACCUCUGCAGCUACCAGAACUUCGCCUUUUACACCCAAUAAGCAGGAGCGUACAUAAAAACCAAUCCUUCAUCAUUGUUUUAUUUUACUUAAAUAACAAAAAUAAUCAACUCAAAGGAUAAUAUUGCAGUUUAAGUCUUACCCCACCAUGUGAGAUUUCACACAAAGUCACUCUUGGGCUAGGAAGCAUUCUGAGCAGAACGUAAGUGUGGGUCUCAAACAGAGCUAAAAGGGUUUACUUUUAUCAUGGUCAUACAGUGUAAUUAGAGCAUUAAAAACUCUGUGCACACAAUUUGAAACUUUCUAAUUAUGGUCAUUAUUUUUUAUGUCAAAUCCAGUCAUCAUCCUCCCAAAAUAUAUCUAUAUACAUAUGUAUUAUAGAUAUAUAGAUAUAUUUUGCAUAUAUAGAUAUAUUUUGCUUUUCUUCCUGCUGCUUUUUGAAUUUGAGAAAUUUAGCAAAGAUGCAAACUCUGACUGGUGGAAUAAGGUACAGCUUCUCUAACAUAAUCACUUUUGAAACAAAUUUUUGUUACCUUUUCCGCUCUCCAAUAAAAGUAAUAUUGUUGUCUUUACCAAGAAAAA